Messenger RNA from Sphaeroforma arctica JP610, 634 nucleotides. RefSeq lists its product as hypothetical. The annotation marks the transcript as partial. The transcript has 3 exons. Gene Ontology annotation, cellular component: nucleotide-activated protein kinase complex; cytoplasm; nucleus. Lineage: Eukaryota; Ichthyosporea; Ichthyophonida. The record is from RefSeq and is a predicted model, not a curated record. Gene Ontology annotation, molecular function: protein kinase binding. Gene Ontology annotation, biological process: signal transduction.
AUACGAGUCACAGACGGGCAGUAAAGGUAAACCACUGCAGAUAGGCCACACUUCCAGUCGAAACGGUAUCAACUCAGGCUAUUCACGUACACAGUCACCACACCGCAAGUCCAAAACAGUGGGCACUCAGGCUAUGUUGCAGAGACAGUAUAUGAAGGCAGGUGGUCCUCCCGUGCCAGCCACGCAGAUUUUAUCGCCGGACGAAGGACGUCGUAAUGUGAUGUUUGUUUGGAAGGCCGAUGCAGAUACAAAGGUAGAGGUGUCCGGGUCAUGGGAUGGGUGGAAGCGUCGCGUGGAGCUACAGAACGACAACUGGCAGCACUUUGCGGUUAUAGACAUGUUGUGCGGCGAGUACGAGUACAAGUACAUCAUCGACGGCAAGUGGACCUUUGACGUAAACAAGCCCAAGUGCGACGACAUGCUGGGAUCCUUCAACAACUACUUCAGGAUCUGAUCAAUAGAUACACACUGAUGCACAUUGUGUGUAUGUACAUGUGUGUAGUAUGUAUUCACUAAUAAAGCGGAGAGGGUGUGGGGGGCUAUAAGCAGUAUUGUUAUGCGUUUAUGAACAUACCGGGUCAGUUAGCUGGCAACGGCCUCUCCACUUAUGCAGCUAUUCCGUUUCCCUCGUCUG